Messenger RNA from Dendronephthya gigantea, 493 nucleotides. RefSeq lists its product as uncharacterized. The transcript is spliced from 4 exons. Lineage: Eukaryota; Metazoa; Cnidaria; Anthozoa; Malacalcyonacea; Nephtheidae. Bases 80 to 493 code for a protein of 137 amino acids. The record is from RefSeq and is a predicted model, not a curated record.
GAGACAAGUUUUUUAACUGUAACUAUGGAAUGUGUAGCUCUAAUUUUUAUAUUAUGUAUUUCUUCUUAUAGUACAUAAAAUGGAAAGAAAGGGGAAAAAACCGAUUAGAAUCCUUAGGGAUAGUUUUACAUAUGGGAAAAAUGCAAAGAAUGCGCCUCAUAUUCUGGCAGUUUUUUCCGAAAUUCAAGAUAUCGUUGGUAGUUUUAAUGGAAAGUGGAAGGUUGAUUUUAAGGAUACAAAAAUUGACAGAACUGUUCAAUAUGAGUUUACUUUGCCAGCAGAUGAAACAAAACAAUGUGAGAUAGAAGAACACCUUGACAGCAUUGAUAUGCUGAUAAAUGAAGAAAUGUUGCAGACAACAUCGAACAGGGCAACAGAAAUGGAAGACUGUUCUAGUGAAAAUCAGAAAACUGUAGAAUCUUGUGAAAGCGAAAGUUGUGGUGAGUCAAGUGAUGAAAGUUGGGCCCCGUCAAAAGAUGCACCAUGUCCAUGA